This is a messenger RNA of Orbicella faveolata, 1164 nucleotides long. RefSeq lists its product as uncharacterized. Gene Ontology annotation, biological process: extracellular matrix organization. Gene Ontology annotation, cellular component: collagen type XI trimer. NCBI's taxonomy places the organism in Eukaryota, Metazoa, Cnidaria, Anthozoa, Scleractinia, Merulinidae. The record is from RefSeq and is a predicted model, not a curated record. Gene Ontology annotation, molecular function: extracellular matrix structural constituent conferring tensile strength.
AUGGUAGAGAUUUCACAAGUUGAGGGUUUACGAGGCGAGAGAGGUAAAGAUGGACGACCAGGCGAAGUGGGUAAUCGUGGACCUGUCGGAGAGGCGGGGCCUGUGGGAGCACCGGGCCCUGUGGGACUUGCUGGUGAUGAUGGGCCACCUGGAGAUGACGGAAUAACGGGAGAUAGAGGACCUGAAGGGAAGCGUGGAUUAACUGGAUCAGCUGGAGUGCCGGGUGUCCCGGGACUCCCAGGCCGCCCUGGCAGAGCUGGCAGUAAGGGAGAGCCAGGAAGUCGUGGACCUGUUGGACUUCCUGGAUCAGAUGGAAAAGAUGGUCAAUCGGGUUCUGAUGGUGUACCUGGAAGCGUUGGACCUCCCGGUUUACCUGGACCAAAGGGACAAGAUGGUAGUCCCGGAAUCCCUGGACGACGAGGCAAACAAGGUGAACAGGGAUCUCGCGGCGCCACUGGCUCCCCAGGCACCCCAGGACAGCUUGGAGCUCCGGGGCCCACAGGACCGCGUGGAUUACAAGGCCCUAAAGGGAAUACCGGCGAGAAGGGUGCUCGUGGAAUUCCCGGUAAAAGUGGCUUGCCUGGACUCCCCGGUACUCCGGGCGUCUCAGGCAGAGAUGGCCUGUCUGGAAUCCCUGGUGGAGAUGGACGAGUGGGAAAUCCUGGACCAACUGGACCGCCUGGGCCUAAAGGAGAUCGUGGUCGCCAGGGUGCACCAGGAACUCCCGGCCGAACUGGACCAGAAGGCCCGGUCGGUGAACCGGGUUUUGCAGGCGUCCCGGGCUUAAACGGAUUUGCUGGCAAAGAUGGCAGCAGGGGCUACCAAGGUGCGCCUGGAAAACCUGGAGUAGAUGGACUGAAAGGACAACCUGGUCCUGACGGUUCAAAUGGAGACGAUGGCGAGCCAGGAGUAACUGGAGAUGAAGGGGACCAGGGCGAGCGAGGCUCUCCGGGAACUGAUGGGGUAGGGGGACCCGUAGGAUUGGUUGGGCCUACCGGUGACCCGGGCGAAGCUGGAUUAACUGGCGAAGAGCCAAAGGGAGACAGCGUUAUUGUUGGAGGAGCACUUCCUAAGAAUCAACUCCUUGUUCAGCAUUGUUCAUCGAGUUUUUCUGCUCGUCGCUUGACAUUGAUGGCAGCAGAUUUCAAAUGGCUUAAGGAUUGA